Messenger RNA from Thunnus maccoyii (southern bluefin tuna), 2439 nucleotides. Its product is annotated as MAM and LDL-receptor class A domain-containing protein 1-like. NCBI's taxonomy places the organism in Eukaryota, Metazoa, Chordata, Actinopteri, Scombriformes, Scombridae. The coding region runs from base 21 to 1709 and encodes 562 amino acids. The record is from RefSeq and is a predicted model, not a curated record. Gene Ontology annotation, cellular component: membrane. The transcript has 12 exons.
AUCAGUUGGACUGGCUCAGCAUGUCGGGUCCCACUGACACACCCAAUACCGGGCCUGCCGGAGACCACACUACCGGCAAAGGGAAAUACCUUUACAUUAAGAGUUCCCCGGCAAGUGUAACAGGGAAUAUGGCCCAGCUGAAGUCUUCGUUGCUGCCACCUGCUGGUGAAAAAGGAUACUGUUUCAGAUUCUGGUACCACAUGUUUGGAGCUACUGUGGGAUCUUUGAGGAUGUUUCUACAAACAGCUGAUCCCUUGACCAAAACACUGAUGUGGCAAAAAUCAGGACAUCAGGGGGAUCAGUGGCUGCUAAUGCAGAGCCACAUGACCUUGCAGAAAGUCCAUCAAGUGAUUUUGGAGGCCACAGUGGGAGGAGAGGCAGGGGACAUAGCCAUCGAUGACAUCUCCCUCAUCAGUGGUCCAUGUCCUGCCUCUGAUCUGUGUGAUUUUGAGCAGGGGAGCUGUAACUGGCAGCAGCAGACCUCUGAUGAUGCUGACUGGGUCAGACAGUCGGGCUCCACGCUCAACCCCAACACAGGACCGGACAGCGACCACACCACCAACACACCCACAGGCCAUUACUACUACCUGCCCUCCUCUGCUGCUGACCAUGCCGGCCAGACAGCUGUGAUGUUUUCACCACUGUACCCUGCAGGCAAAGGAGCUUGUGUGCAGCUGUGGUACCACAUGUAUGGAAAAGGCAUGGGAACACUGAAUAUCUACCAGCAGAAUGGGGAAGGGAAGCAAUCUCAGAUUUUCUCCCAGACAGGAGACCAGGGCCGGCUGUGGUGGUUUGCGCAGGCUUCACUUCUGCCUCAGGAUCAGCCUUACAGGAUUGUGGUAGAAGGUGUGAAGGCUGGCCCCACCCAGGAGGGAGACAUGGCUUUUGAUGAUGUACAGCUGACAGACGCCCAGUGUCCUCCUCGUGGAUAUUGUGACUUUGAAAUUAACAUGUGUAGCUGGAGCAACCUGGGUGGAGGAGUAGACCAGGGAGACUGGCUCCAUAGCAAAGGGGCCUCCCUGAAUCCCAACACCGGACCCAGUGUGGAUCACACCACAAACUCAACACGCGGUUAUUAUCUGUACGUGGACAGCUCAGUGGGUCAUAGGGGAGACAAGACCUUCCUGAUCAGUGAUAUGUUCGAGCCGUCCACUAGUGGGCACUGUCUUAGAUUCUGGUACCACAUGUUUGGCAAUCAAGAUGGGACUCUCACAGUCUUUAUAAAUGACAGAGAAAAACACACUGGUGGCAGCGAAGAAGGGAUUCUGCAGUGGACUGAGACAGGAAACAAGGGAAACAAGUGGCAGGAGGCCAGUAUGGACAUUAAACAUGAAGAAGCAUUCUGGUUUUUGUUUGUGUAUCAGAGGGGGAUGAAUACAGGUGGCACCGUUGCUCUUGAUGACAUCUCCAUCGUCCCUGGCACCUGCUACUCCAGUAAUGAUUCGUCGCUUACAGGCCUCGCAGUUGGUGUCACUGUGCUGGCUGUGGUCGUCAUCGCCGCUUGCGUCUUUGUGCUGUACAGGAAACGCUGUUUAACGAACCAGCCAACAGUUAUGCAUGACAAUGUGAUGGACCAGCGCGCUGUGUUUGACCUCUAUGACUGCAAAAUAGAGGGCACACAACAUGGAAGUGAAUCUGACUUUUCCUUCUACAAUAAUCUUUAUGGUCAAUCCCAGAUUGACGACACACUGGCUACAUCUAACGCCUAAUCCAGACAUUCCCUCUAGUAAAUACAAUACAACAAAUAAGCCAUAACUAAAUUAUUGUAAAUUAUUUCAGUGAUAUAUUUUAGAUAUUUGAUUUUUAUUAUUUUAAAAUUUAGUAAUGAUGUUAAUGUAGCAUUUUUCUGUGGUAACAGAUCAAAGAAUGUAAUGGCAGUUUAUUGACAGUAUCUUUUUUUUUAAUGACUACUGUAUUUUAACUACAUUAAUAUACCUAUUAUUUAUAUGCAAUUACUACCAUACAGUCAAAGCCUUUGACUGAGUAUUGGGACAUGUUGUGCUUUGAAAAAGAAUCUCAGUUUUAUAAAAUGGAAUUUAAGUGAAUUUAAGUAUUUAAGUCUUGUAAUAACUAGUUUGAUGUUGUUGAUAUAAUUUAGAUCCUUUUGCUGUGUUGAACCAGCAGAACCAGUUCUCCUGUUAGAUUCAUUUUAGUAGCGUAUGAACAGUUGACAAACAAAAAUUAUUGUUUCAUGGUAAGAGAGUAAAAUGCAUGAGCAGGUUUCCUACUUUUUCUCCUCAUAUGUAUGGAUUAUUUGUAUCAGAAUCUCAAUAUUUUGAUAUAAAUCAUAUGAAUAAUAAAUAAAUAAAUAUAAUCUUUUCACCAGGUCAAGAGUAAACUCAGAAAAAUACAGUUCGCUCUUAAAGAUUAAGCCAGUAGUUCCCAACCUUUUUGGCUUGAGACCCUUAACAAAAAAGCAGUGUGAGUUCAGAUGCCCUU